AUGAAGGCCGUUACUAUCGCUCUCGUCGUCGUGAUGAUUGCCGGUCUUAUCGGCACUUCCUGCGCGCAAGAAGACGAUAGCCAGGUGGCUCAUGUCAGAGUUCGUCGUGGGUUCGGCUGUCCACUCAACCAGGGGGCGUGUCACAACCACUGUAGAAGCAUCAAGCGCCGGGGUGGUUACUGCUCGGGAAUCAUCAAGCAAACCUGCACCUGCUACCGGAAGUGAAGCUGCAACGUGACUUCCGCUAUGAGUUUCCUCCUGCGUCCCCGCCAUGCCCGGCGGGGUUCUGGUCAACUU
This is a messenger RNA of Ixodes scapularis (black-legged tick), 297 nucleotides long. Its product is annotated as 4 kDa defensin-like. Gene Ontology annotation, biological process: defense response. The record is from RefSeq and is a predicted model, not a curated record. NCBI's taxonomy places the organism in Eukaryota, Metazoa, Arthropoda, Arachnida, Ixodida, Ixodidae. The transcript is spliced from 3 exons. Bases 1 to 225 code for a protein of 74 amino acids.